Messenger RNA from Aspergillus tanneri, 474 nucleotides. RefSeq lists its product as uncharacterized. Lineage: Eukaryota; Fungi; Ascomycota; Eurotiomycetes; Eurotiales; Aspergillaceae. The record is from RefSeq and is a predicted model, not a curated record. The transcript has a single exon. Bases 1 to 474 code for a protein of 157 amino acids.
AUGAAUCCAGUCACCCUCCAAAUCCUCCUCUCCCUCUCUCCCUCUCCCUCUUCCCUCUCUUCCUCCCUCUCCGUCAUCGCCACCAUCCACAAUCCAACCCCUCAGCCCAUCACCUUCCUACGAUGGGGAACCCCGUUGGACCCCCGAGCCGAUCUCCUGGGCAUCUUUCACAUCCACGACGAGACCCUCGAUCAGCCCGUCGUACUGGAUACCGUCCAGAUGAAUCGAAAGUGGCCGCCUUCCGAGGUGGAUUUCGUGCAGAUUCUGCCUGCGAGUUCCGUCGAGGCGACUGUCUCUUUGCCUCUGGAUAGGAAUAAACAUGAGGAUCGGUCUGGACAUGAGUUCUCCGUGCAGGCUAAAGGGAGAUGGCAUGGAGUGUGGUCAGGGACAGCGAAGGAGGUGAUCGCCCUGGAGGGGAAGCAGGCGGAGAGAGGGGAGUUUGAGUCAAAUAUCGCCAGGACUACCUUGAUUUAG